This is a messenger RNA of Aegilops tauschii subsp. strangulata, 618 nucleotides long. NCBI's taxonomy places the organism in Eukaryota, Viridiplantae, Streptophyta, Magnoliopsida, Poales, Poaceae. The record is from RefSeq and is a predicted model, not a curated record.
AUGACAUGUUUUGUAACGUUCUUCCCCGAGCGGUCCUACUACCUCCGCGUCACCAAUGCCUCCACCAUCUGCAACGCCCAUGCCUCCUUCGUGUUCCUCCUAACGCAACUGCUGGUCACGCCCGUCACCCGCUUCCUCUGCUCCCACCCUGCGGUUGUGCCAUCACCACCUUCUCCCUCUCCUGCGACUGUUUUCUUCCACUCCUCUCAUGCUGACCACCACUACCUACUGCGUUCAUCUCCACCACACCCGGCCGCCCAUGACCUCGCGCCUCCACCCGGCCUGCCGACUGGCUACCCGCGCCGGGUGCGCUGCCCCGCGACUCGCCCGCGGAAACCCGUCGCUCCCCCGCGCGUUCCAAGCCUCCAACCUGGUCGCGCGCCGGCGGCACCCCGAGGUUCAGCCCCUGCUCCACUCCGCCGUCGUCCCACGCUCUCGGCCUCCACCUGCACCGCAUUGCCAUGCGCCCCCGCAAUGCAACCAAGUGCCUUCACUCCUGCACACGCCACCUCCUACAGCCUCGCACCUCCACCAGGCCUGCCAGCCGGCAGCUCGUGCUGGGUGCGCCAUCCCGUGACCCGCCCGUGGCACCCCGUCGCUCCUUCGUGGGCUCCCUGA